AUGUUUCUAAAUGGAAGGUUUUACUUGCAGUGGGUUGAGGAGCCAACAUUGCUUGUGACACGCUUUGAGUAUGCAAACCUUUUUCACACUAUUACUGAUUGGUACAGUGCAUAUGUAUCUUCAAGAGUUACUGGAUUGCCUAGUCGACCUAAUGUAGUUUUCGUGGAUGGCCACUGUAAGGCACCGAUGGAAGAGACAUGGAAGGCAUUGUUUUCUAGCCUUCAAUAUUCUAAAAAUUUUAGCGGUCCAGUUUGUUUUCACCAUGCUAUUCUCUCACCCUUGGGUUAUGAGACUGCGCUAUUUAAGGGGCUGUCUGAAAAAAUAAAUUGUGAUGGAGCAUCUGCACAUGAUCUGCGGCAAAACCCUGAUGACCGGAGAACUGCUCGAUUAUCUGAAUUUGGGGAAAUGAUUAGGGCUGCAUUUGGAUUUUCCUUAAAUAGAAACCAUGUUGAAAAGCCAGUUUCAGGUUAUAAUGUCCUCUUUGUUCGGCGUGAAGAUUAUUUAGCUCAUCCUCGUCAUGGUGGUAAAGUUGAAUCGAGGCUUAGCAAUGAACAAGAAGUGUUUGAUUCUAUAAAUAAUUGGGCAUCUAAUCAUGGGUGCAAAGUAAACCUUGUCAAUGGAUUGUUUGCACACAUGCCCAUGAAGGAGCAAGUCCAAGCCAUUCAAGAUGCUUCAGUUAUUAUUGGCGCUCAUGGUGCAGGUCUAACUCACAUAGUAUCUGCGUUGCCAAAAACUGUUGUCCUGAAGAUUAUUAGUAGCCACUACAGACGGCCACAUUUCGCCUUGAUAGCCCGGUGGAAAGGGUUGGAAUAUCAUGCAAUUAAUCUUCUCGGAUCAUAUGCCAAUCCUGAAAUUGUUAUCGACAAGCUUAGCAACAUAAUGAGGAGCCUGGGAUGCUGAACAGUGUAUGGUUUUGGCUGAAUUUGAUUCAUCCUAUUGCCUGGAAUUAGAAGUGAUAAGAAAUAUUGUCUGCAUCAAGUGUCAGAAGAUUAUGAUAGUGAUUAUGGUAGGAAUCUUAAUAGUGACAAGAUAGAUACUGGAAGUUGCCUUCAAUCGGCUCUCUUUGCUACACUAUUAUUAACUUCUCUUGAAAGAAAAAGCCCUGAUUUGAAAGGAACCGACAAAUAUAUAGAAAGCCUACAAAAAUGAAGUCAGUGCUGGCA
Molecule: messenger RNA, 1163 nt
Organism: Quercus lobata
Lineage: Eukaryota; Viridiplantae; Streptophyta; Magnoliopsida; Fagales; Fagaceae
Product: beta-1,2-xylosyltransferase RCN11-like
Exons: 2
Coding region: 1-900 (299 amino acids)
Molecular function (GO): glycosyltransferase activity
Source: RefSeq, a predicted model, not a curated record